AUGUGGAAACUAGUUCUAGCUCUUGUGGCUCCGCCAUCUCCCUCGCCCAGGGAACCAGCCGGCUUACACUCCUUCCGGGGUGUCAGUUUCUGCAGCUCUAAAGUAGGGGGGCAUGCUGAGUUUCAGGGAUCCUGUGACGUGUCGGGGAGGGCGCUGUCCGGACUGCGGAGGCGGUCGUCCUCUCCCGCCGCCGGCCAGACACGAGUCAGCAGGAAGUGGCCAGCAAGGCACAGCCUGAGCCUGCAGCUUCCCAGAGGGUGGACCCAACGACUCAGGCAGCAUCAGCCGGGCAGACACUCCCGGGUCCCGGCCUCAUCCAGCCUGCGGCAGUUCCUCCCCUUCCCCCACUCCUGCCUGGCACUUACGUCCAGCCCCGCGCGUGCAGUCGGUCCAGAGCCCGGUGUCGCGCCGCGCCGGGCCGCCGCACUUUCCCAGUUCCAGCCAAGAAAACAAAACAGCCACAGGCCUCCGGAUACCCGGAUUGAGCAGCACCGCCCCAGGAGCUCGCUUGCGCAUGCGGAAAAGGGGCGGAGGGAGCGGCGCGGAGAGAGAGUAGGACUCGCUGAGGGAGGGCCAGAGAGAGCCACGCCUACCGCGCCGACUUCUCUGAGCAUGCUCCGGGUGCCGGCUGUGGGGACUUUCCGCAGCGCUGCGUUCGCAUGUGUACGUCGGAAGUGGUACUUGGGUCCAGCGUUCCAGGAGCCUGGACCCGUCCUCGCCGUAGCUUCGCCUCCACGCUCUCGUUCCUGUUCCAGCGUCUCGCUGGAGUCGGUCGUGGUCCAGGAGUCAGAGCCCGCCCGGGAGAAGGCGCAGGUCACGGUCUCGGUCCGGACGGCGCCACCAGAGAAAGUACGGGCGCCACUCGCAGUCUUCCUCGAGGAGCGGGUCGCGAUCCUGCAGGAAGUGCCGCUCUCGGGGAAGGUCGUAUUACAGAAGGACCUUCUCGAACACGCGGGGGUGAAAGUACUAGGGCUUUGACCCUGUAGUGUACCCGAAAGAACACAGCACUUGGAGGGAGAGAUCCAGGAAGAGGUCGCAGAGCAGAACCCCGUUUCCUGUAGAGUGGACCUAUUAGAAAUAGCAAAAGCAAGCACAGCUAAAUCAUUAGGAACAGCCAACCUUGACUUCCCAUCUGGUCUCAGAACUGUUCCCUGUAGCUAAAGAAAGAAACUGUGGAACAACUGUACCAGAUACUGCAAAGUUCAAGUUUCUUGUGUCAUAAGUGGGAUCUGAAGACUAUCCCCUGACAAGCCCUGAGGCUGGAUCCCAUCCAGGACAGCACAUUACAUUUAUGUCUCCUGAGGCUCCUCUUAACUGUGACAGUUUCUCAGACUUUCCUUGUUUCUGAUGCACAAAUUUGAGGAGUACUGGUCAGGAAUAUUGUAGGUGUUGGUUAUUUUUUGUAUGUAACAUUUCAUGAUUAAAAAUUACUAAUCAGGGGGACUUCCCUGGUGGUCCAGUGAUUAAGAAUCCAUCUGCCAAUGCAGGGGACACAGGUUCCAUCCCUGGUCUGGGAAGAUCCCAUAUGCCGUGGGGCAGCUAAGCCCGUGCACCACAACUACCAAGCCCGAGCUCUAGAGCCCGGGAGCCACAACUGCUGAGCCCGUGUGCCACAACUACCAAAGCCUGCAUGCCUAGAGCCUGUGCUCCACAGCAAGAGAAGCCACUGCAGUGAGAAGCCUGCGCACCGUAAUGAAGAGUAGCCCCGCUCACCGCAUCUAGAGAAAAGACUGCGCGCAGCAACGAAGACCUAGUGUAGCAAAAAAAAAAAAAAAAAAAAAAGAACCUAAGAGUGGUGAUCAUUAAAAAAAAGAAAAAGAAAAAUUACUAAUCAGGGACUUCCCUCGCAGUCCAGUGGUUAAGAAUUCGUGCUUCCACUGCAGGGGGCACAGGUUCAAUUCCUAGUUGGGGAACUAAGAUCCCGCAUGCCAUACGACGUGACCAAAUAGAGAAAAAAAUUACUAAUCAGUUGUGAUAGCAAUACCUGUUGGGCCUACCUUAAAAAACACACAGACACACACACACACAACACCUCCAUGCUAUCAAUUUAGUGCAAGCCAGCAUCAUUUCUCACUGUAAUCACUGCAGUUGUCUCUCUGCUCUAUAUUGGGUCUCCACUCCCCCCAUCUUUUCUCCACACAGCAGCCAGAGAGGCUUUAAAAUAUAAAUCAGCUUCUAUUUCUUCUGGUCUCCAGAUGCUUCAAUGGCUUCUUUUCUUGUAGACUAAAAUACACUACAGGAUCCUUCAUGCUCUCAUCACUUAUCGCUCUUCCCCUGGCUCGCUCUGCUCUGUCACACUGGCCUCCUUGUAGCCCCUGAAACACACUGCACUCCUGCCCUAGGACCGUUGCACCUGUCCUUUACCUGGAACGUUCCUCCCCUGCACAGCCACAGGCUCACUCCUCCACUCUUUCUAGUCUCUGCUCAGAUGUCACCUCUUCAGAGAGGCAUUCCCUCGCACCUUAGCUUGCAGCCCGCCCCCCACAAGUUGUCCUCUUUCUCCUUAACUUUUUUUUAAAUUCAAAAUAUCACUACCUGACAUUACAUUCUACAUCUUAAUUUGUUUAUUGUCUGUCUCUUCCAUUAGAAUACAAGUUUCACGAGGCCAAGCAUUUAAUACAAUUUGUUUAUUGCUGUAUCUUAGGCUCAAAGUUAACAAUAAAUAUUGGUUACAUUAAUUAGUCAAUAAAUACUUUUUUUUUUUUACAAGGAAGUUGGUUGUUAGGUAAGGUGGUUCACAAUCUGGGACUCCUGAACUCCUAGAUAUCUUUGAAGGUGGCAGUUUUCUGAAUUUCUAAAGAUCUGGUCAGACUACUAAUUACUUACAGGGGGAUAGUUCAUUAAUGGAUAUAUCUCCAGAAUCUGGGAUAAUUCCUUUCAUACACUGAGCACUCACUAGAGAUACCUGUAUUAUAAUUAGCUGGAAUGAAAUCGGCAAUGUGGCAAAGCAAAGUCUUUGUGAUGGCAGCGUAUCUGAAAGGCAGAGGAAUACUGAGAAAGUUUAUGUACGAGGACAAUAAUCACAUUAAAAUUAUAUAAUGUUUGUUAAUAACACUGUUAUGGACUGAAUUGUGUCUCCGUGCCGCACCCCUCCCCCUGUAGCCCUAACCCCCAUUAUGACUAUAUUUGGAGAUAGAGCCUCUCAGGAAGUCAUUAAGGUUGUGAGGUCAUAACAGCGGAGCCCUAAUCUAAUAGAACUAGUGUCCUUAUAAGAAGAGGAAGAGACAGGUGUGCACAGAGAAAAGGCCAUGUGAACACACAGUGGGAAGGCCACUAUCUGCGAGCUAGGAAGAGGGCUCACAAAACCAACCCCUCUAGCACCUUGAUCUUGGACUUCCAGCCUCCAGAACUGUAGACAAAUAAAUUUCUGUGGUUUUAAGCCACCUAGUCUGAUUUCAGUCACUAUGAGUGCUAUCAUCUUAGAAGGUGAAGGACAAUGAGGAAGACACCCCACCCCGUGUUUUGGGGGUGGCUUCAGAUUCAUUGUUUUAUGUACUAU
Molecule: messenger RNA, 3499 nt
Organism: Mesoplodon densirostris (Blainville's beaked whale)
Lineage: Eukaryota; Metazoa; Chordata; Mammalia; Artiodactyla; Ziphiidae
Exons: 6
Coding region: 1-978 (325 amino acids)
Source: RefSeq, a predicted model, not a curated record